AUGUCUGAUUCAUUGGAAUUGGUACAUAAAUGGAGUCAUACCUACUCGAUUUUAUCCACAUGUGCAUUUCCCCAUAAGAAAUUAUUAUUCGCAGGUACUCAGGAUUCUAAAAUUCUAGUGUUUGAUACAGUUACUUAUAAUUUAAUUAAAAUAUUACAUUUAGGGCAGUCUAUCGAAGUGAAUACCAGAUCAAGUGUUUUGUGCCUAGAUAAAUCAAAGGAUGAAAAUUCGUUAUUUUCUGCAGGCGCAGAUUCCUUAGUUAGAAUAUGGUCCAUUGGGGAAGUGACUAAUACUGUUGAUACUGAUGUAGAAGUUAAUGAAUUGGUGACAAUUUACUCUGUAACAGAUAUUGGUGAUAUAUUUUCAAUUAGAUUUAUUGACUCAUUGGAGACUUUAGUGUUUGGUUGUCAAAAUGCAAGUUUGUUGUAUUUAGAUAAUGUGUUCAAAAGAUUAAAAGGGGUUUUAUCAAGUGCAGAAUCAAAUGCAAAUAGAUUACCUCAUAGGCGUUAUAAUAAAUUUUUUGAUUCGAAUGGACCAACAGGUUCUGCUAGUCCAUUUUUACCAAUGGAGUCAUCAAUUGAAAAACUCUCCCUAGAUGAAAAUUUAGAAAUUUUAACUAAUACCAUUUUGGAGAUCCCAUCAAAUAACAUUGUCAAUUAUGCACAUAAUGGGUUCAUAUAUUCAAUUUGUGAAUUAGAUUCUCAAUUUAAGGAUUUGUUGGAGAGUGAUUGCAGUGGCUGUCCUCCUGUUAAAGAUGCUACUAUUUGUGAAUACAUUAUUACGGGUAGUGGUGAUGGAACCACGAAGAUUUGGGUAUUUGUUGGGGAUGAAAACAAUGAUGUAGCGUUAUAUUUCUGUAAAAUGUUAGAUUGUGAAGAUAGUGUCCUCUCGCAAGAUGUAGAGUUUCCAUUUCUCUAUUGUGGUUUGGGUGAUGGGGCAGUGAAAAUUUGGGACUUAAGUACAAAUCAAAGUGUUUCAACCUUAUCAACUCCUGUUAAAUCCGAUAUUAUUUCGUUAUCUGUUUAUAAUGAUUGCAUAUAUGCCGCAAAUGAAAGUGGCAUAACUUUGUUCCAAAAGGGUGAAGUUGAAUUAAUAAAUACUCAUCAAGGUAAGAUUUUAAGUUCUGGUAUCUUUGAAAGAAUUGGUCCUAAUGGGAAAGUUUAUCCAAAUUUAUUGACUGGUGGUAAUGAUGGUUCAUUGACUUUAUGGAACUUAUCAUGUUUAGCGUGUGGGAAAGAUCUGAAUUUGACACAUUUGGAAGAAAAUUGGUCAGACUCUAAACAAACGCAGAAGGUUAAUACCGAAAAUAUGUUGAAUACUCUAAAGGAUCUAACUGCAUUUGAAACAGUCUCCCAAGUUACGGAUGGAACAAGCUUUGGAUUAUCUUCGAGAAGAUGUGCCACUUAUUUACAACAGUUAUUUGCAACUCUUGGUGCAUCCCAAUCGAGAUUAUUGCCUAUUUCUGAUUCGCUGAAUCCAGCUAUUGUGGCUACUUUCACUGGUAAUGAAAAGAAUAACGAUAAACGUAGAAUACUUUGGUAUGGUCAUUAUGACGUUAUUCAUCCGGGUGAUAGAGAUAGGUGGAAUACUGAUCCAUCUAUACUGACAUGUGAAAAUGGUUAUAUGAAGGGUCGUGGUGUUAGUGAUAAUAAGGGUCCGUUAGUGAGCGCUAUCCAUAGUGUUGCUAUGCUACACAAACAAAAUAAGUUAGAAAAUGAUGUAGUUUUCUUAAUUGAAGGUAAUGAAGAAAUUGGCUCCCCAGGAUUUGCAGAAGUUUGUAAAAAAUACAAGAACAUAAUCGGAGAACAAAUAGAUUGGAUUAUGCUAAGUAAUUCUACGUGGGUAGAUACUGUCCACCCAUGUUUAAAUUAUGGUUUAAGGGGUGUUAUUAAUGCUAGAGUCACGGUGUAUUCCGAUGUACCAGACAGUCAUUCUGGUGUUAAUGGUGGUAUUCUACAAGAACCAACGACCGAUAUAAUAAGAAUUAUAUCCAAGUUACAAAAUGAUGAUGAUUCAAUCAGGAUCCCUAAUUUCUAUGAUAAUGUUAAAGAUAUUGACCAAGAAGAAUUAAUACGAUUUUCUGAGAUUUCAGAAAUGGCUGAAAUGGAGAAAAAUGGUUCAACCGAAGAGUUAAUUAAGAACUGGACAAAACCUUCUUUGUCCUUAACCACAUUAUGUACUAGUGGUCCUGGUAACAUCACCGUCAUUCCCAGAUCUGCUUCUAUUGGUAUGUCAAUACGUCUGGUUCCAGGGCAAAGUGUAGAUUCUGUAAAGGAGAAUCUUCAACAAUAUGUAAAAGAUUGCUUUGAGAAACUUUCCUCAAGUAAUCAUUUAAAGGUAAAAAUUCUUAAUGUUGCAGAGCCAUGGUUAGGAGACCCGAAAAAUGAUGCAUACCAAAUUCUAAAGGAAGAAAUUACAAAAGCUUGGAAUAUGCAACCUUUAUUUGUUAGAGAAGGUGGUUCUAUCCCAUGCAUUCGUACAUUGGAAAGGAUAUUUGAAGCACCUGCUGUUCAAAUUCCAUGUGGUCAAUCUACUGAUAAUUGCCAUUUAUACAAUGAAAAUUUGCGUAUAAAGAAUUUUUCCAAUAUGGCAGAAAUUCUUUAUAACGUUAUCAAUAGAUUAUAA
This is a messenger RNA of Maudiozyma barnettii, 2625 nucleotides long. RefSeq names its product glutamine amidotransferase subunit DUG2 (gene DUG2). The coding region runs from base 1 to 2625 and encodes 874 amino acids. Gene Ontology annotation, biological process: proteolysis; glutathione catabolic process. Gene Ontology annotation, molecular function: protein binding; peptidase activity. NCBI's taxonomy places the organism in Eukaryota, Fungi, Ascomycota, Saccharomycetes, Saccharomycetales, Saccharomycetaceae. The record is from RefSeq and is a predicted model, not a curated record. The transcript has a single exon.